AUGCCCUGUGUUGUUGUCGACCCUAGUGCAGCAGUCCCACCUGCUCUCCAGUCCGCUAGUUCAUCAGAUACGACCUGGGACACCACCUACCAGGACGAGGGACCAGCGCGGAGUGCUAAUGGGGAUAUGAACUGGGAUAGCCCAGAGGACGAGUUAACUGUUCCCAAGCUAGAGCCUAUGGAUGAUGAUUGUUUCCGAAUGGAUGACGUUAAAGAAGAGCCCCGCGCGUCAGUUCCUUUAUCAGACUGUCCGUCAGCAGCUCCGCCAAAAGUGAAAAGGCCGAGGGGACGGCCACGGAAGCACCCUAUAGGAACGCAGCAAGUUAGCAGUAAAAUUGCGAAAGGUCGCUCGAAGACUGGCUGUAUCACUUGCCGGAGAAGAAAGAAGAAGUGCGACGAAGCAAAACCACGCUGCUUGAACUGUGAGAAGAACGCAGUGAUUUGCGAGGGCUAUCACGAGAAGACGAUUUGGAGAGGUGGCCGUGAGAAAAAGACAGGAGAGGACGAGAGGAGACAGAGCCUUCCUCAGAUUACGCUCCAGCCAAUUUUCGAAGGCGUUGAAACCGCCGAAGACCGAAUCUUCUUCGGACACUUUAUCAAUAACCUAAGCGGCGUCCUUACCGUCGAAGGUCAGCAUAGAAACGCUUUCAAGGAUAUGCUGCUUCAAAUGGCAUUGGAGCAUCGCGGUCUCAUGCACUCUAUCCUUUCGCUAGCAAGUAAACACCUUGACUAUGAAACACCCUAUGGCAGCAAGCUUCUUAGCUCUAACCCCAAAGUCAACCGUUCGUCUAUGAUAGCUCGGUCGCAUUUCCAUCACGAUCAAGCCAUGCAACUACUGCUACAAUGGGGUAAAAGCGGUGAAGAAGUGCCGGACCAGAAAGCUAAUCUAGCACCCUACUAUGGCCAGAUGCUGUGCCUCCUGUUGCAGGCAGCUGCUGAAGGAUCCACGGUGAGCGCACAUCGAGUACAUCUUCGGGCCUACAAGAGCUUGAUCCAGGAAAACCCACCGCCAGACGAAGCCUUUACCACAUUCAUCACCGAGUUAUUUCAAUAUCGCGUUUUCGCAGAUGAGCUCAUCCUGCAGCCUGACAUGCAAUCAAAACGUCUGGCUACGGAAGACUGGGAGCCAUGGACCGUGAUCGAACCUGCGCGAUUAAUUGGAAUUGGCGACAGGCUAUUUCACUACCUUGCCAAGAUCACAACUAUAAAAAACGAAAUAAGAUCCAACUUGUCCGCCAAUACCAACCCGAUAGUUACCUCGGAAAUGGCGAUGCGGGCCCAUGAUAUCAGCGCGGGAAUCAUGGAAUGGGAGCCAACCUGGCCUGCGGGAGACAACCGAAACCGCGUCAGUCAACUCUACAAGCAAAUGAUGUGGGUGUACCUUUAUCGGACUAUUUUCCCUCCACCGGCGUCGGCAAUCGCAAAUACAAUGAACAACAACAUGGGCGUUGACUCGAGCGUUAGUCCUUAUGUGGCCAUCAGCAACGUGGCGGAUGGUAGCAACGUAAUGCCUCUCUCGCCUGCCUCCUCACAGUCCUGCUCUACGACGCGCUCACCUCCUCCCGUUGGUGUUUUUCCUCCAGGAUCUGAUCGCCGACUAUCGAAUGGAAGCUUUCAAUCAACGCCGAUAUACCUCGUCGGUGGAGGAUCGCCUCCGCCUAUCAUGCUAUUUCCCCCACAUUCUGACCCGCGGAGAUUGUCUCUUGCUGUUGAUGAAUGCCUUGGAAUACUUGAAGAAUUCAAACCGAGCGAUCCCGUGCAGACGUUGCUACUGGUUCCAUGUCUCGUGCUUGGGUGCGCAUCAUUUAAGCCUGAACAGCAGGAUCGUGUGAGAGAUGCAAUCCGCAUAGUACGUGGUUAUACAGGGAUGCGUAACUGUGAUCGCCUCGCAGAGUUUCUGGAAAUAAUAUGGGAGCUCAUGGGUCGGGGCGAGUGGGAAAAGGUUUGGGAUUGGCAACGUACAGCAAAGCUGAAUAAGCUUGAUUUCGCAUGUGCUUGA
This is a messenger RNA of Xylaria bambusicola, 1998 nucleotides long. Its product is annotated as fungal-specific transcription factor domain-containing protein. Gene Ontology annotation, cellular component: nucleus. Gene Ontology annotation, molecular function: DNA-binding transcription factor activity, RNA polymerase II-specific; zinc ion binding; transcription cis-regulatory region binding. Gene Ontology annotation, biological process: positive regulation of transcription by RNA polymerase II. The transcript is spliced from 3 exons. Lineage: Eukaryota; Fungi; Ascomycota; Sordariomycetes; Xylariales; Xylariaceae. Bases 1 to 1998 code for a protein of 665 amino acids. The record is from RefSeq and is a predicted model, not a curated record.